GAUGCUCCGCCUCUGUAUCCACCAAUCCGGACGCAGGACAGGAAGGGGAUCCGGGUCUUGUCUCUCUUCGAUGGGAUCGCGACAGGCUUGCUGGUGUUGAAGGGUCUGGGCGUGGAAGUGGAGCGCUACGUUGCGUCGGAGGUGAACGAGGACGCCAUCAUGGUGGGCGCGGUUCAGCACCCGGGGGAGAUCACCUAUGUGGGCGACAUACGAGAGAUCACCGGCAGGCAGAUUGACGCCUGGGGGCCCUUCGACUUGCUGAUUGGAGGAAGUCCCUGCAACGACCUCUCUGCGGUCAACCCGGCUCGGGAAGGUCUUUACGGGGGGAGCGGGCAGCUCUUCUUCGAUUUCCCUCGUCUGCUGCACAAAGUGAGGCCGAGGCCGGGGGAGGAGCGCCCCUUCUUCUGGCUCUUUGAGAACGUCGUCUCCAUGGACAAGAGCCACAGCAAAGCCAUCACCCAACACCUGGAGGUAAGGAGGGGCCCUAAGCCUCCCGGGGGCCCCGUUUUUCCGGUCCGUAGAUGUGUCUGCUCCCCUCCACCCAUGCCAGAG
Nanorana parkeri is the source of this 552-nucleotide messenger RNA. RefSeq names its product DNA (cytosine-5)-methyltransferase 3A-like. Gene Ontology annotation, molecular function: methyltransferase activity. The annotation marks the transcript as partial. The record is from RefSeq and is a predicted model, not a curated record. The transcript is spliced from 4 exons. NCBI's taxonomy places the organism in Eukaryota, Metazoa, Chordata, Amphibia, Anura, Dicroglossidae. Gene Ontology annotation, cellular component: nucleus.